This is a messenger RNA of Ramularia collo-cygni, 465 nucleotides long. RefSeq lists its product as uncharacterized. The record is from RefSeq and is a predicted model, not a curated record. Bases 1 to 465 code for a protein of 154 amino acids. The transcript has a single exon. Lineage: Eukaryota; Fungi; Ascomycota; Dothideomycetes; Mycosphaerellales; Mycosphaerellaceae.
AUGGCCACAACCCUCGAAAUCCUCUACGGCUCCCUCAUCACAAUCACAGGCCCCCGAAACGAACCAGACAUCAUACAUGCCAGAAUCAACUGCAGCGUCGGCGGCGAAAACUACGCCAUCCACCCCGAACUCUUCUCCUCGGACCCAGUCAGCAUCCAGGCCUACUUCCCUAACACCCUGAAAUUACAACUCGAGUUCUAUUUCGCAGGCAACGACACAAGUGCAGAAGACGGCAUCAAAUUUGGUCUUUGGCUUGGAGAAAUGGCAAAAAUGGCCAAGGCGAUGAAGUUCUCCCGUCCUUGCCAAAUCUACAUGGCUGUUACGGAUAAGAACUACCCAUAUUGUAGCCGUACUGCUUACUACGUUGCCUUGGGGAAGAAAGCGGAUCUGAGUGAUGAUCCUGCUACUACGAUUAUUUGUCACAAGGGGAGUUUGGUGAUGGUGGGACAGACCAAUGUUGCAUGA